Messenger RNA from Seriola dumerili (greater amberjack), 739 nucleotides. It is a transcript of the gene kncn, whose product is annotated as kinocilin. Lineage: Eukaryota; Metazoa; Chordata; Actinopteri; Carangiformes; Carangidae. The transcript has 5 exons. The record is from RefSeq and is a predicted model, not a curated record. Bases 120 to 578 code for a protein of 152 amino acids.
UGAGGGCCCAAGUCGAACAGAAUAUAGUGUCAGGACUGGUCACUGUUUGAGUGUGUGUGUGUGUGUGUGUGUGUGUGUGUGUGUAUGUGUGGGGCAGGUGGGGGGUCUCGACCUGCUGAAUGAACCCCAUCAGUGUCGGGGAGUACCAUGGGCUACGUGUGGGCUCGGCCCUGCUCAGCAUUGUGGCGGGCUGCAUCAUCAUUGGGGUGUCCAGGGAGUGUGAUGCUGAUGCUGUAGGAGGUAUCUUCCUGGGAGCAGGGGGCCUCGGCCUGCUCAUAUCGAUAUAUCCCUUCAUAAAAGCCUGGCUGAACAUCAACCAUAUUCUUCCAUCCUUUGGAAACUUCAGAGUGCACCCAACGGCUGCCAAUCCCGCUCCUGAACAACCAAUUGAAAUGCUAAGACGAGAAGGGACUCAAAGUCAACAAAAUCUGGAACGCUCUAAAAGUCGAAUGGGAACCUUUGUGGAGGGCGGACCGAUGGCAGAGACCAACCCAGAUGAGGGGACGUCUUCAGACAUGCCAGACAUCUUAUCGAGACGGAAACAAAAGCAGUCACCUUCUGAUCAAGACCUGCCUUGAUGUCAUCACAUAUUAUUGAACUUCCCCGCUAAUCUUCUCCAUUAGGUUUCUUUCAAAUGUGAAACAAAAUGUUGAUUUAAAUCUUUCUAAUUAAUUGUUUUCCUGUUGGAUUGUUGUAUCAGCUGUCCUGUUUGUUGAGAUCAGCUCAUGAUAUUGUACCU